Messenger RNA from Neodiprion fabricii, 6766 nucleotides. RefSeq lists its product as uncharacterized. The record is from RefSeq and is a predicted model, not a curated record. The transcript is spliced from 18 exons. Lineage: Eukaryota; Metazoa; Arthropoda; Insecta; Hymenoptera; Diprionidae. Bases 557 to 6124 code for a protein of 1855 amino acids.
GUACAGAUUUCCAAAAUUUUCAUGAAUCUUAAUUUCUGCAGUACACGAUUUUAAACGUUUUAUUACCAAUAAUUUCAAACAUUUUCUGCCGUUAGCAACUUAGUGAGGGUAUGGUGAGAAAUUCCGUAACAACGUCGGCAAUUGUGAAUCAAGAUACAUAACAAAACAGGAUUCAUUUAGUCCUAUGUGCAGUUCAGUUUUCAAGUUGUGAUUUGCGUUGUGUCGGAAAGUGCGACUCUAUCGUCAACAAUCGUACAACUUUUGCGCGUGCCUGAGUAUCGUCGUGUUUGUCAGUGGAAAUCUCUCAUCGCAUACAUCAAAUUAUUAUUUGGCAUGCAAUGACAUCUCUUGUAGCGAUGGCGAAGCUGUACGAGGGAUAGUGAAGUAAUAGCGAACGGCCAUAUUGAGCGAAUGUUGACUGUACGCGUACUUUGCCUGUAGAUAUUUACUACACGGCACCUUCCAAGGGCGAAAGAUCUAAUCGAUUGGUGUAUAUCCUCGCGAAUAUCCAGUAAGAAUUUCACGGACAGACCGUGCGAUUUUCCUUAAGGAUAGAAUGAGCGAUUGUAACGACGAGGUGGAUCAGCGCGAGAAACGAAAGAGUAUCGAAGAAGCCGCGAUGGGUGACGUCCUGGGUAAGGAAUCCAGCAGCAAAGCUAAUCCCGAAAAGGAUACUCCUUCUAAGGAUCAAGGGGACGAGGAUGGACGCAAGGAGGCUGACGGUGCCUCGGCAGUAGCAGUCGGACAAAAAUCUGCUCUCAAUUUUCCGUCAACUGUCAAAGAGAAUUCGAGUGUACAUGAAGCUACAGAGAAUAUUGAUGUUGGACAAGAUGAAGAUAUGGCAUCUAACGAGUUGGCAUCCGUCAAAAGUAAUGCAGAGGAUACAAUAGAUGGUGUUACCGAUAUGCUGGUUAUACCCAAUUCUCCAUUACAACGUCCAAAAGGACCGUGUUCUUGUGACGCGUGUAAAGACAGAAGGGAGCUUUUGACUGAGCAGUUAGAAGAAGUAACAAGGCUACAGGGAUUGUGGAUGGAACUGAGGCAGCACAUACGUUCGGUCUUCAGAGCGGCUACGGAAACUUCUCGUGUACCUCAUUCGUCCCGUCUCAAAUAUGACAAAGCUCAUUUGGAGAAUAUGCAUGAAAUCAUUCUGCAAUUAUGUAAAAGGGAUCCUCAUCAGCUUUUUAUGAGGCUUGAGGGACAGGCCCAAGAUUUUGUCAUGGAGACAAAGGUUCGCCUUCUCGAUCUUCUACAUAUUCGGAAUGCUAGCAACCUUGCUGAAAUUUUUCUCAGUGGAUUGCUGGAUGGAUAUGAUGUAUUGUUGUCAGCAGCAUCUCACUUAUCCAGUCUGGUAGAGCCAUUGGAGAACGAACAUCUUUCAAAGUUUAAUCUUACGUGGGAUUGCUUGAAUAAAAGGCUUUACCAGAGUUGCGUCUACGCCGAUCCACUUGUACAGAACAAUUUGCCACCCUUUAUUGGACAGCUACGAAAACUUCUGCCACUAAAAGGUGCCGAAUACCAAGGUCUUGUACACAGAUAUCUUGCUUUUGAUGAUGAAAUGACAAGAAUCGGGGACAUGUGGCCAGAAGCUGAACGCCUAAUUGACAAAUACAACCAGGAACAGGCGGCCCUUAAAGCAAAACAGAAAAUGCUCAGGGAAGAUUGGGAGCUGUUUAAAGCUCGAAGAAAACUUAUUCAACAACGAAUGUGGAACAGAACUUCUAAUGAGUUGACGGAAUUUGAUGAGCAAUUACUAACACUUGCUACGUUGGGGGCAGUCGGGGCAUUGAGUCCGAAUAGUAGACCACCCAGUCCGAAUUCAGACCUCGGUCUGGAUGCCUUGAAUCUGCCGCUAGACACUGAUAUUUUAGAGAGUCUUGCGCACGAUGCAAACAAGUCGACACAUCUACGCCUUGCUGACAUGGUGGGAGCGCUAACAUCGACCGAGGUCCUAACAGAGAUCAAUAGUUAUAAUAUUGGCCCAGUAACAACAUUAAACGGUCAUUACAAUGAACCAGAAUACUGGUUUGGCUAUGAAUGCGCUGUUAACCAUGUUCUUAAUUAUGGUUUCGUCACACCGCCGCCUUCGCCUAGGUCUGGAAGUCCGGUCAGUGAUGAGAGAGUUGAUGGGGAGGGAAGUGAAGUGGACAUUGGCGGAGGUGACGAACAAACGUGCGAAUGUCAUGUCUGCACUGUGCCUCAAACUUCGCCUACUCGGAUCGGUAAAGGACCAUCUCUUAAUCUCAAUCUGCAAACAAAUAAUUUCAAUCCAUUCCCACCAAUUAGCAACGGUUUAUCAGGUGGUGUGAAUUGUACAGCACCGAAGAAUGGUUUGGUUGAUAUGAAUGUGGUAUAUCCGCAUCUUUAUAAUCUACAUGCAGCUUUUGCUGCAGGACCAAAGAAACCGAACAAUCCGGCUUGUCAAACAAGCACAUCACCGGGUAGCAAAACAGAUGAAAAAAAAUCUUGUUCAUUUGGUACACCAAUAAAGAAAAAAUCCGAGGAGAUAAGUCUCAGUAAGAAGCAAUUAGAUGAAAUUCAGUGUGCUAUGGAAGACACAGAUUUAAGAGAGACUGAACCGCAACCGUGUCCAUGUGUUUAUCGACACGCGAAGGAAAUUGUAGAGAGGAAGAAAGAGGUGCUAGAAAAUCCACCUUGCUCUUGUUUACUAAAGUCUAAACAGAAAUGGGAUACAUGUCCGUGUUUAAAAAAAUCUCGCUCAGAUCCUACCAUGACAAACGGAUAUGGGCAGCCUGAAUCUCUUACCAUACCUGCUGUCAAACCAACUUCAGCCUCAAGGAAGGCAACAAAUAGGCCAAGCGCUACACAACAAACGCAUAUUCAAACAAGGCACUCGACCACCCAGACGCCUAACAUCACCCACAAUCACAAUCAUCUGCCACAUCCUGGUAGGUGUCCCACUCAUUCUCACUCGCGUGGUACACUGCCGGAUCUUGCGAAGGGCGCAGCAGCUCCUCAUCGUGGACAUGCUCAUCCCAAUCAUGUUCCACAUGCUUGUCACAAACAAGCUAACAUCGAGCAUAUAAAGAGGGUGUCUUGCAGUGACCUUGGUGCAGGUGAUGGGGAUUGUUCAGAUUCUGGAAGUAGCCAAGAAGAUUCGUGUUCGACGAGUAGUUCAACUCCUAGAGAUUCUAGCAGACACUGUGAUUGUUGCUACUGCGAAGUAUUUGGACAUGGAGUGCCUUCGGUAGCACCUGUCAGCAGAAAUUACAAUGAAAUGAGAGAGAGACUACGGCAACUUUUGACAAAGAAGAAAGCUAAGAAAUGUAAGGCUGCGUGUAGUCCACCAAAAAUUCCAAUCGAAGUCCCAUCCUCAAAUUCGAACACUGUACCUACUUCUAAUGUUUUACUUAACCAACCCGUACCGAGGCCUAACACUCCUGUCUCCGUAACUCCUGUCCAACACCAAAACACCAGAGAUCAGAGGGACUUGGAGGCAUUGCUUGAAUUCAUUGAGGGUAAUCAGAAUAGUAAAAAAGACAAUAAGAAGGCGGAAAAGAAGGCGCGGCAAAGGCAGAAAAAACUGGACGAGAAGCUGAAAAAGGACCAACAAGAAGCAGAGAAACAGCGAAUAAUGGAGCUGCAGAAGAAGACCCCUGAAGUUACUAUAACUGUUGUUGAUCCUCAAAAACCUCUCUUACAAAGGUCACUGCCGCAACGUACAUUGCCAGAAGUUUCUAUACUGCCUGCAUCAGCACCACUAAUAACCUCGACGCUUAAACCAUCAAAUAAGAAAAAAGAAAAAGAAGACGGGACUAAAGUGAAAUCACCGCCGGUACAUUCGAAUCAAAAAAAUAAGAUUGGAAUUAAUGUUGAAAAAAAGGACGAAAACGUUAUCGCAGUCAGUCAAAAAAGUAAAGCUGCAACGAUUAUUGAUAAAGUUGACGGUAGUAAAAGUAAUAUUUCUGCACCAUCAAAGGUUGAGGAGAAAAGUGAAAAAAAAUGUAAGAAGGAAAGACAGAAGCUUAAGAGGGAAGCCAAAGCAAAGGAAGAAGCACUCAUGAAAGCAGCAGGAAUGAUCAAAAAUCAGUCUGAAAAUCAGCCGCAAAUUGUUACUAUCAAAAGAGUCAUGGAGUCUAACAACGCUGAACCAACAGUUACCAUUACUUUGAAGGGGCAAACACCAGCAGAAGAUAAAGUCCUGUUCACAUUGGUCAACGGACAAACAAAGGAACCUAUGUCGUCAAAACCUGAACAGCCGCAAAGCCAAAAAGCAAGUGGUAAGAAGAAGAAAGGUAAGGGAAACGGUAAUCAGCAGCAACAGCAGCAGCAGCAGGCUAAGUCCAAUCCUGUACAGCAGCCAUCAAGUAGCACGAACUUGAAACACCAACAAGGUAAUAUCAAUGACAAUAAAAAUAUUAAAAAUCAACAAACUCAUGAGAAACCUAGGGCCGGAAAGCAGAAUGAUGACAAGAAAGUUAGUACAAAACAGCAGCAACAGCAACAGCAGAAUGUAGACGAGUCUAAAAUUGGCAAGUCCAAGAAGGACAAAAAAAAUAUAGAAAAUAAGGAGAACGUAAUGCAGCAACAGAAUAAUACUGGAAACAAAAGUAAAAAUCAACAGCAACAGCCGCCAAGUAAUAAUAAAAAAUGUAAAGUUAGCGCACAAUCAACGACAACACCCUGUAUACAAAAGCAACAACAGCAACAAAAUUCUACUAGUGAUUCCAUCAAUAAAAAGUCAAAAGGACAAUCUCAGGAGAAGAAUAAUCAAACCCUUGGUAAUAAGAAUAAAAAUUCGGGCGAUAAUAAUACUGUGAAAAUAAAAAACAAUAAUCAGAAAAAUCAGAACACAAUAAGCCCGAUUGUACCUAAACCGUCGAUCACUGCCGAAAGUCCAAACACUGCCACUGAAUCUCUGAGUUCACCUCUUAGUAAUCAGUUUAAGGAUAUUGGUGCAAAUCCGGAUCUAAUUAUUGAAAAUCUCAAACUACCACCGGGUAUCACAAUAACUAAAGUGAACGCCCCCGCUAAACCUAUGCCUAUAAAAUCUACUCCAUUAUCAAAACCAGUGAAUCCACCCAAGCAAACAACUAUAAUAGCUGCUCCAAUGAGCGGAGUUCAAUCAAAUUACGCUACUCCUCAAGGAGCAGGGAAUGUCAUUGUUGUAGAUACUGGGAAGCUCAAGCAAGAUCUUCUACCCAAGUCCAAUGAAAAAGAUUCUUCGAAAGACAAUCACCAAUCCCAAAGUACCAGUGGAAAGAAGAAGAAAAAGAAAAGUAACAAUAAGAGUUCUACAAAUGCUUCUGGUGCAGUACUAAAUUCCGUAGUUCUGCAACAUAAUGCGGUAAAUGGUAUACCGUUAACGAAUGGGCAUACCGAUGCAUCUGCUAGAAUUUUACACAAUCCAGGAAGUAAUAUGGUUACGAUACGAAAUCCAGCAUUUGGUCCUCCAAAAAUGGAACCGACACAACAAGCUGCUAUUAUCAAAGUAUCGGAAAAUGGUAUGGUAACUAUAAGAAGUCCAGCGCUUCAACAGGCAAUUAACGCUGGCUUAACGCCGCCAGCGAAACCUGAUUUUAUCGUGAAAGGUGAUUUGUCAAGUAAUAAAGCUGUGACGCAGCAGAAUAUUGGUGGAAAACCAAACAAUUUUAUCCCUUCAAGUUUGGCUGAGCUUCGGAACAGGUUAACACCGGAUUGUACAGGGCUGAAAGGCCUCGCUAAUAUCCAAAUUAGUAAAGUGACUGGUGGACAGCCCAUUCCCGAAAAUGGCAUUAAUUUGAGAGGUACCAGUGUAACGUUAACCAAAGUUCGAUCUGAAGCUGUGAUGGACAAUGUUCAACAGGCUAAAACUGCAGUCAGGGAAGCCAUUAGCGCAACUAUGGCAGCGUCAAGUAGCGGAAAAGGAAAGAAAAAGAAAAAAAAGGGCAAUGGGACUCGACAGAAUGGAGAUGACUGGAACCUCGUUGAGAGCGUAUUUACGCCUAAAGAUAUAGACCUUGAGGACGGGGAGAUGGACGACGCAGAACGCGAGUUGGAGGCCUUCAAGCGUUUUUGUCUUCAAUCCGUUCCACCAGCGCGAAAGGAAAAGGUUAACCUGAACAUCAAGGAUAUUGUUUUAAAGAAGAAGUCAACUCCGGCGACAGUUAUUGCCGCCAACUGAUUUAUCCGUAGUUUAUUAUUCUUUUUAUUUUCCGUUUGUAAUACGUAGUCGUCGAAAAAGGCAUUGCCGUUUGUUAUUAUUGAAUAGAACGUACUGACGCCGCGGGACAGCCAUGUAUUAUAGAAUAUUACACAGUACAGUUACUGUCAUUAUAAGUAUAAGCAUUUAAAAGCAUAGUGUAAUGAUAUGAUUGUUACGAGCUCGCAUAGGUUUAAUACAAAGUAUCGAUGUAAGGAAAAAAUAUUGACAAGGCUGUUUUGCAAGAACUGAUAUGCUACCGUAAUCCCAGACUAUAUCACUACCAGUUUUAUUGUUGGUCGCUCAAAAAAUAAGCGAAACGAUACUUUGGCAGAUCUAUUCUAGGAUAAUUUUUAUUUCUAUCCACUUGCCAUGUAGAAAUUCUGCCAAAGUAGCUGUCAUUGUUUAUUAUCAAUUUCAAUCGAUAUACACAGAAUAAUGGCUGCAAAAUGUUUCAGGACAUAUUUUUUAAUUCUAUGAUCUGUCUACAAUUAACUUCACCGUUUAUACUCAUACGUCAUACAUAUACCGAUCAAUUUUGUACUGUGCAUGCUUGCCAAAAUAAUUAUCAUACACAUUUCGUGUACCAGUAGUGAAAAAAUAAACACUAUAAAAAGUUGUAAA